Messenger RNA from Hevea brasiliensis (rubber tree), 865 nucleotides. Its product is annotated as zinc finger protein ZAT11-like. The transcript has a single exon. The coding region runs from base 220 to 801 and encodes 193 amino acids. NCBI's taxonomy places the organism in Eukaryota, Viridiplantae, Streptophyta, Magnoliopsida, Malpighiales, Euphorbiaceae. The record is from RefSeq and is a predicted model, not a curated record. Gene Ontology annotation, biological process: response to chitin; response to stress.
AGAAAAGGUCAACUGUGAAAGUCCACACCUUUAGUUCCAUCUUCCAUGCUCAGCAAGCUAACACGACCAAAACUAUAUAAAUACCUUAACCUUAUGUCCUAAACAUAGUCUUUUUCCCCUUCAUUUUCUCUUCAAGAAAACUCUAGCCCUUUUCAUAUUAGAGGAUUUGAAUCAAAACCCACAAAUUGAAAAAUCUUUUUUCACAUUUAUUUGGUCACCAUGAAAAGAAGUUUUCAUGAAGCAGAGCUUGAUAGUAUAACCAUGGCGAAUUGCUUGAUGCUUCUAUCCCAAGGGAGGGAAACGCAAUUUCCUUCCUUUGAAGCUAUCAAAAAUAGUGGGGUUAUUAAUUCCCCUAGUCGUGUUUUUGAGUGCAAGACAUGUAACAGGCAGUUUCCUUCCUUUCAAGCCCUAGGCGGCCACCGUGCUAGCCACAAGAAGCCUAGGUUGAUGGGCGCUGGUGGAGAUGGGAGCUCUGAUACUCAGUCGUCUUCUUCUUCAACUCCAGCGAAGCCUAAAACCCAUGAAUGUUCUAUUUGUGGAUUAGAGUUUGCCAUAGGGCAAGCCUUGGGAGGUCACAUGAGGAGGCAUAGAGCUGCCCUGAAUGAUCAAAGCAGCUUGCAGGGUCAUGAUGAUCCUUUGAGUCAUCCGACAAGUUGUAGUGCACAAGUGGCGGUGCCUCCUAUUGUGAAGAAAUCUAGGGUUUUGUGCUUGGAUUUGAACUUGACUCCAUAUGAGAAUGAUCUGGAGUUGUUUAGGCAUGGCAGCAAGGCAGCUCCCAUGGUUAUUGAUUGUUUCUUGUAGAUCAUCUUAAUUACAUGUAAAUAAAUCUCAGAAAUAUACCCUUAUAGCUCAUGAAGUUUUUCAA